Opisthorchis viverrini is the source of this 1293-nucleotide messenger RNA. RefSeq lists its product as hypothetical. The transcript is spliced from 7 exons. The coding region runs from base 1 to 1293 and encodes 430 amino acids. Gene Ontology annotation, biological process: positive regulation of transcription by RNA polymerase II. The record is from RefSeq and is a predicted model, not a curated record. NCBI's taxonomy places the organism in Eukaryota, Metazoa, Platyhelminthes, Trematoda, Opisthorchiida, Opisthorchiidae. Gene Ontology annotation, cellular component: nucleus. Gene Ontology annotation, molecular function: DNA-binding transcription factor binding; transcription coactivator activity.
AUGUCUCCUCGUCCAAUCGUCCCCGGCAUACAAACAUUGAAACGCAAACGGGCGAAACGUAGCAAUCCACAAAUUAUUCUAAUUUUGAACAGCUCAAGAAGUGGAUACUGUCUCCGAAUAUCUAACGAUUUUGUGAAUAUUUGUGAUGUACUCCUCAUAUGGUUGCUGAAAAUCCGUCGACAGCCCACGAUCGGUUUCACCCUUUUUGGGGCUCAUCAGGCGCAGUCCCCGGGUUUCCGUCAACCUUAUGUUCUACCUGAAGCCAAAUUGCACGAAACAAGCGAAUAUACACUCAUUUGCAAACUAAUUUGGUUUUUCGAGAGACUCACCUGGAACCCAGCUGAACCUCUCGUUUGUGAUGUUUCCAGGCGACUGAAUGUGCCGCACCAGGCCGCCUCAUGUUUCAGUCGCUACUGUAUUCGAGAUAUCGCGUUACAUGUUGCUGAAAACCCUGAAAACAUCACAAACGAGAGGUUCAGCUGGGUUCCAGACAUCUGCGGAGUUCCUGAGAGUACAUCGAGUUUGAUGCGCGACACAGCUACAAUGCUAUGUUCGAAGUGUGAACAACCCAUCCGUGAAGCUCACCUUCUGGUGGCAGACGAUAAAUAUUGGCACGAAGACUGCCUGCGAUGUGCUUGCUGUGAUGUACGUCUCGCGGAACUUGACAAGGUGUGUUAUAUGAAGGCAAGGAUGCCACUCUGUCGGCGUGACUACCUCAGGCUCUAUGGAAAAACGGGGAUAUGCGUGGUCUGCCUAAAGCGCAUUCUUGGAUUUGAGUUUGUUAUGCGGAUUCAAGAAAAUGUAUAUCACCUCAACUGUUUCUGUUGCCAACGUUGUCAAUUGAGGUUUUGCAUUGGCGACAAAUUCUACCUUCAAAACAAAACCAUUCUAUGUGAACAGGAUUACAUCGACUCCAGGAUGUUAUCCAUACAACCUAACUUAUGUCAGGAAACCAGUGAAGUUCUAACAUUCAAGACCGCCGUCCCUACCAUGUGUCAUACAUCAACAACACAAAAUAUUCCACCGUAUGGCAUAGAAUUUGGAAAAAAGCUGCCCAAAACUCAGCCGACCAUUAAAACACUUUCACGGCAGAACGACAUGAAAUCUACUCUUCAGCCAAGGCAAAGGAAGAAAGUUGCCAGUUGGAAAACCCACUGUGGUAGUCAUGACCAAGAAGCAAUGAAAACCAGAUCGGUGGAUAACGAAUUGAAACUGAAUACCUCUUCUGACGAUCACUCAAGUGGCUAUGGGUCACCGAGUCCAUCAGCCGUAACACCACUGGAGCGCACGUGA